AUGGGCACGCAAACAGCUCCGACUUUUUUUUGUACUGAGACUACAGAAGUAGGAGUUGAAGUGAAAAGUGAAGAUUCGUGCAAUAAUAAUUUUUCAAAUGAUGUCGUUAUUGAUAAAGAAUUAAGUACAUUAACUGGCAUUGAAAAAAGUGCAAUUUUAGACACUCUGGUGAAAAUUGUGGAACUUAUCGCACCUCGCUUUCAAUUCCACAAUGCAAAAUUGACAAUACGCCAAAGAAUAAUAAUGUGUUUUAUGAAACUGAAACAUAAUUUGAGUUACGCGUUGUUAACAUUUCUGUUUAAGUCUUGUUCUGAAAGACAUUGCCAAUCUGCAAUUGUCUUUCCAUCAAAAGAAGAAAUAGAUAAAAAUUUACCGACAUGCUUCGAAGAUUUUAAGACUACUCGAAUUGUUCUUGAUUGUACAGAAAUUAAUAUCCAAAAACCCAAAAAUCUUUGCUGCCAGUUGGCAACGUAUUCUUUCUAUAAAAGUACAUACACUGUCAAAUACAUGACAGGCGUCACACCUGGUGGUUUAAUUUCUUUUCUAAGUAAAGGAUAUGGUGGUCGAGCAUCAGAAAAAGCCAUUUUUGAACAAAGUGGUUUGUUGGAAUUGAUGAAAGAAGAAAAAAAUCAGAGUAUUAUGGUCGAUAAAGGAUUUCUCAUAGAAGAUGUCUGCAACGAUUACGGAAUGAAAUUAAUUCGUCCGCCGUUUGUAAAAAAUAAAAAACAAUUUGCCGAAGAAGGUGCUUUAAAUACCUGUAAUAUUGACAGCGCACGAGUUCAUGUUGAAAGGGACAAUCAAAGAUUAAAAGUUUUUGCUAUAUUAGGAUCAAGGAUGCCAUCGUGUCUUGUUGCAAAAUGUGACAAAAUUAUGCCGAUUUUAUGUGCGAUUGUAAACUUAAGUUCACCAAUCUUACAAGAUAAUAGAUUUCUGACCAAUGUUAAUUGUAACGGAUCUGAAAAUGACACAGGUCAACCUGAUUUGUAA
Molecule: messenger RNA, 987 nt
Organism: Leptopilina boulardi
Lineage: Eukaryota; Metazoa; Arthropoda; Insecta; Hymenoptera; Figitidae
Exons: 1
Coding region: 1-987 (328 amino acids)
Source: RefSeq, a predicted model, not a curated record